CUUGACAGGUGUUCAGCCGUGUGAGGUCAGCUCAGCGCGGCGGCUUCACUUCAGAGGAUAAAGUGGAGAGUUUUCUGUCCGCGUGAAGCUUCAGACUGAGCGCGAGACCUCCAGGACUACCAGCAGCUUCAGAGAGUCCUCAUUGGCUGAGAGCCGUCUGGAGGCGGAGUCAGAGUGACAGGGCCGUGCUGUGGGCGGGACUUCCUCUGAGCAGAGGACAAGAUGCUGCUGACUUCCUGCUCCGCCCCCUGCAGCUACACCUGGCUCUGGUGCCUCCUGAUGAUCCUGACGGCUCCUCCAGCAGCUCUCGGGGGCGACCAGACGGAGCCGUGCGCCGGUCGGGACUGCUCCACCUGUCAGUGUUUCCCAGCCAAAGGAGUGAGGGGUGCUCCAGGUCCUCUGGGGCGGCAGGGUCCUCAGGGGCCCCUGGGCUUUCCGGGCCCUCAGGGGCCUCCAGGACAGAAGGGCCAGAGAGGAGACGAGGGGCCGACAGGAGCCAGAGGACUGAAAGGAGACCCGGGAAGUUUCGGUGUUCCUGGGUUUCCAGGUUUAGAAGGAGUCCCGGGUCACCCGGGUCCUGCUGGAGGUCCUGGUUUUCCAGGUCUGGACGGAUGUAACGGCACCAGAGGAGAAAGAGGAGAUCCUGGACUUCCUGGAGGACAAGGACCUGAUGGAGAACCGGGUUUUGCAGGACCACAGGGAUUCCCAGGAGAUCCAGCGGUCUACUUCAUACAGUACCCUGGAGUAUCUGGAGACGUCGGGACCAGUGGACUUCCUGGUCGGCAGGGUGAACGGGGUCCAGCUGGUCAGAUGGGAGUUCUGGGUCCUGCAGGACCCGACGGGACCAACGGUCUCCCUGGUCUGCCCGGCUCCAGGGGUCCACCUGGAGAAAAAGGUCGCUCUCUGCCGGGACAGAAAGGAGACGAGGGGGAUCAGGGCCUCCAGGGGCCUCCGGGGCCGUUUGAGUACGUCGACCCUCCAGAAGACCUGUACAUUAAAGGAGAACCGGGUCCUCCGGGGCCUAAAGGAGUCUGUGGAGUUCAAGGACUGCCGGGUUUGGACGCUCUCACAGGGAUCAAAGGAGAGAAAGGGAUUGUGGGAUUUCCUGGUUCGAGGGGAUUUUCUGGUAGCCCUGGUCUGCUCGGAGAGACGGGAUUCAAGGGGAUUGGAGGAAGUCCAGGUCUCCCAGGUCUGAUUGGACGAGAAGGUCCUAAGGGCAUGAUGGGAGAUCCAGGUCCUAAAGGCCUCCCUCAGGACGUAGACGUCAUACACACAGGUGACGUCGGAGACCCCGGGGCCCCCGGGCUGAGGGGCCCUCCGGGAGACAUGGGGCUGAUGGGAAUGCACGGCCCCCCCGGAGCCCCCGGCAGAUCAGCACCUGGUCCAGCAGGUGUUGUGGGUCAGAGGGGAGUUCCAGGAUCCAGAGGGGACGGAGGAGAUCCAGGUCAGGUGUAUACUGGCGGACCCACACCUGGAGAACCUGGAAAACCAGGUCGUCCUGGACCCAGAGGACUGAAAGGAGAACAGGGGAGUCCAGGUACUUACUGUCUUCCCGGGGCCCCAGGAGAGUCUGGAGAUCCAGGUGAUCAGGGGCCCCCGGGGGCCCAGGGCUUCCUAGGGUUUAAAGGUCGUUCUGGCGACUGUUCUUGUGGCCCCCCGAUUAUACUGAGGGGCCCCCCCGGCCGUGUGGGUGACCAGGGGUCUCUGGGAUUUCCGGGAGCCCCGGGGGCCCUGGGGGAGAGAGGAGAGAAAGGUUUACCUGGAGACAAAGGAGUGCGUGGACAACAGGGUCUGGGUGGAUUUCCAGGUGUCAAAGGGUUCAAAGGUCAGAAGGGAGAUUUCACUGUGGUGGAUUAUAAAGGUGACAAAGGAACCCGGGGCCAGCAAGGCCCUGCAGGCAGACAAGGAUUCUCAGGGAGAAGAGGACUCGACGGGCCCCCGGGGGCCUCUGGAAACCCCGGCCCCCAGGGUGAAAGUUUCCCCAGUUCUCCUGGAGAAAGAGGCCUCCCUGGACUCUCAGGGCCAAAGGGAUUAUCAGGACCUUCAGGCCCCCCGGGGCGAGGUGUGGUCGGAGCAGUAGGACAGCGCGGGCAGCCUGGGGACCCGGGACCUUCAGGAUUCCCUGGUCCCCCUGGGCCGAAGGGGGUUACAGGUGACACUCUACCCUGUGCACCCAGAAACCCCGGCGCCCCCGGAGAAAAGGGAGACCCUGGAAAUGCAGGUUACCAAGGACUCCCGGGUCCUCCAGGUUUUCGUGGCAUAACCGGACCUGAUGGAGCUAAAGGGGACAAAGGACAGCCUGGACUUCCUGGACCAAAUGGACGACAAGGACCUCCAGGUAUUGUUGGCGACACCGGAGAAGAAGGACCUGAAGGCUUCAGUUAUGGUGGAGAUCCAGGCUCUCCGGGGCUCCCAGGCUCUCCUGGACUCAGGGGCCCAGCAGGAGAUUCUGUCGUCGGGCCCUCAGGACCCAUCGGCUUCCCAGGGCGACCAGGCUCUCAGGGACCUAAAGGAGUCCCGGGCCCCCCUGGCAACAACGGACUAGAAGGACUCCUGGGUCUGGCUGGGGACCCUGGAUCAACGGGCCAGAGAGGACAGGAUGGGGCCCCAGGUAUAACCGGCCCCCAGGGGCCCACUGCUGGCCUCUGUGAUGCAGGGAAACCCGGUUCCAGGGGCUUCUUUGGUCCUCAGGGACCCAUAGGACCCCCAGGUUUUCCGGGGGAGAAAGGUGAGAUCGGUGAGGCGGGUCCUCCAGGUUUUGGCCCUCAAGGUCCUAAAGGGAAACCGGGCUCUCCAGGAUUCCCGGGGUACCCGGGGCCCCAGGGUCCCUCUGGCCCCAGUGGAGAUCCCGGACUGCAGGGGCCCGACGGGCAGAAAGGUCUGACGGGGCCCCGGGGCCCGGACGGAGGGCCGGGGGCCCCUGGACAGACCGGGGCCCUCGGACACCCGGGGAGGACGGGGGAAAGAGGGUUCAAUGGACGAGACGGAGGUCUAGGAUGUGAGGGCCAGAAAGGGGAGAAAGGCUGUAAAGGGGCCCUGGGGCCUCAAGGAGAGACCAAAGGUGUCCCCAUCAGAGGACAGACAGGAACAGAAGGACCCGCCGGCAUCGACGGCUUCCCUGGACCACGAGGAAAUAAAGGUGAGCAAGGAGCUACCGGUAAGCCGGGGUAUCCGGGCAUCAACGGACCCCUAGGCUUCGUAGGACUCCCAGGACCCCCCGGGGCCUACGGCCAACCAGGACCUCCGGGACCAACUGGACGUACAGGACCACCAGGAUUCAUCGGCUUCCCCGGAGAGACCGGAGAUCCGGGUGACCUGGGAUGUCCGGGAACAGCUGGAGAACCCGGUCGUCAAGGAUGUACUGGAUCCAAAGGUGAUAAAGGAGACUCCGUUGGUUUUCCUGGUCCACCCGGAGACAAGGGGCCUCCUGGAGACUUCGGGCUAUCAGGACCUCCUGGACCCCGAGGAGAUCCUGGAGGACCCGGUUUCAUCGGGAGUCCAGGACAGAGAGGAUGCAAGGGGGAUCCAGGCCCUCGGGGGGAACUGGGCCCACAAGGUGUGGUCGGUCCCUCAGGUCCCAGAGGUCGCUCGGGUCUUCCGGGUCUUCCCGGUACAGCGGGUGCUGAUGGUCCUGCAGGACCGCAGGGCUGCUCCGGACUCCAAGGUCCUCCUGGACCUCUCGGACUUCAUGGACUGGACGGACUGAAAGGAGUGAAGGGGGACAUGGGGACCAGAGGACUGGGUGUGCCCGGUGCUACGGGUUCUAAAGGUCUUCCAGGGGAUAAAGGUCCUCCAGGUCCUCCAGGACCAUAUGGUUCAUCCCAGCCUGGCCCACCAGGACCCACAGGCCCCCCCGGACCCGAAGGACCACCAGGGGGUUUGGGACCUCCCGGUAAAUCUGGACCUGACUGUAAAGAUCCAAUCCCAGGGCCUCGUGGAGAUCCUGGUUGUACUGGAACAGAUGGAGAGCCAGGGUGUGCUGGUGACAUGGGGGAUCCAGGUCAGAACCCUCCGGUGCCUGGAGAUGAUGGGGACAAUGGGGACACAGGGUGCCAGGGGCCAGGGGGCCCACAGGGAUCUCCGGGGCCCGAUGGACUGCCAGGCAUCCCUGGAAAUCCAGGAGAGAAAGGUAUGAGGGGGUCUUCAGGACUGAUGGGACUACCUGGUAGUCGGGGUGCUAAUGGUUGUACCGGUUCCAGUGGGCCUCCGGGACCAAAGGGAUUGGCCGGAUCAGUGGGUCCAAAGGGGGAGAAGGGACGAGUCUCCCCCUGCCCCACUUAUCCUCCCACGACUCUGGGCCCCCCAGGACCCCCGGGCCUCCCCGGUCAGGCUGGAGAUGUCGGCGUCCAGGGAGAAAUCGGCCGGAGGGGACCCAAAGGUAGGAAGGGGGACAUCGGUUCUGAAGGUCUGACCGGCCCUGAGGGUCCCCCAGGUCCAGAUGGAGACGGAGGAGAGCCAGGCCUGCUGGGGGAGAGUGGAGUAGUGGGAGCCAUAGGUGAUCCUGGUCCAAUCGGUGACCGCGGUACUCCCGGACCAACCAAAAACUGGAACUCGGGCUUCCUGUUGGUGUUGCACAGCCAAUCAAAGAUGGUUCCUUCCUGUCCAGUAAACAUGAGGGUCUUGUGGGUCGGAUACAGUCUGCUGUACCUGGAGGGCCAGGAGAAGGCUCACACUCAGGACCUGGGUCAGGCGGGGUCGUGUAUGCGGGUCUUCUCCACCAUGCCGUUCUCCUCCUGUAACAUGGGAACCUGCUCUUACGCAAGCCGUAACGAUAAAUCCUAUUGGCUGUCGACGACGGCGGCCGUCCCCAGCGUACCGGUGGGCGGAGCCUCCAUCGAAGAUCACAUCAGCCGCUGUGUGGUGUGUGAAGCCCCCUCCUCACCCGUCGCCCUGCACAGCCAGACCUCCAACCAGCCGGACUGCCCCCCCAGCUGGAGGAGCCUGUGGACCGGAUACUCCUUCCUCAUGCAUACGGGCGCCGGCGACGAGGGCGGCGGCCAGUCACUGACAUCAUCAGGUAGCUGUCUGACGGACUUCAGGGCCCAGCCCUUCGUGGAGUGUCAGGGGCCUCGAGGAACCUGCCACUACUUCGCCAACAUCUACAGCUUCUGGCUGACCAGAGUGGAGACGACCUCCUCCAGCUCCUCCUCCAGCUCCUCCAACAGCUCCUCCACCACGCUGACGGAGGGCUGGCAGCAGAGGGAGAGCAUCGGGAGGUGCAACGUCUGCAUGAGGGAGUGAGGAGGAGGAGCGCCACCACCUCCUCCUCCUCCUCUUCCUCCUGCAGAGUCUGAGAGGACGUUUGUCUCUGUGAGGAGAGACUGUCAUGUUAAAGAUAACGUUUCCAAUCAAUCAAUUAAUCAAUCAAUCAAUCAUCAGGAGUGACUCAGAGCAGACAGACUGGUCAGGGCAGCGCAGGCCCUCUUGAUACUGAAAGAAUUAUUAUUAUUAUUAAAAUGAAUCGCCUUAAGGUGCUCAGAAAGUUGUUGAACCAACUGUAAAAUGUGUUAUUUUAAGGGUCUCGGGCUUCGGUGCCCCCCCCCCUACAAAGUCGGAAAAAUUGAGCCCUUCGUUCAGGUUUCACCAACAUGUAUGAAAUUUGGCAGACAGAUGUAACAUGUGGAGA
Molecule: messenger RNA, 5626 nt
Organism: Sebastes umbrosus (honeycomb rockfish)
Lineage: Eukaryota; Metazoa; Chordata; Actinopteri; Perciformes; Sebastidae
Gene: col4a4
Product: collagen, type IV, alpha 4
Exons: 47
Coding region: 223-5241 (1672 amino acids)
Cellular component (GO): collagen trimer
Molecular function (GO): extracellular matrix structural constituent
Source: RefSeq, a predicted model, not a curated record